CGACUCGUCAGUGCGGCCUGAACGGUUAACCGGCCUACUUGUUCGCGUGGUUCUUUCGAUUCCUUUCAUUCUCGCAAUUUACGUCGUCGAAAUCGUCGUCAUCGUCGCCGUCGUCGUCGUCGCCGCCGCCGCCGUCGUCGUCGCCGUCGUCGUUGUCGUCGUCGUCGUCGUCGUCGUCGUCGUCGUUGUCGUUGUCGUUGUCGUUGUCGUUGUCGUCGUCGUCGUCGUCGCCGUCGUCGUUGCCGUCGUUUCUCAGCUCUUCGCCAUCGACCACGAACCAUCAAGUUUUAGCGACUGUUUGCUCGCGGAACACACGUGAGUUGUAAUAAGCGAGGUACAGCUUGGUUUGUCGUUAAUUCGUGUUGUCGGUGUUCGACUUGCCCUUGCGAUUCGAGUUGGAAAAUUUGCCGUCGAUGAAGAGUCACGUAAGAUAACGAAAAUAAUCGAAGAAAGGGAAGAGAAAGGUAAAAAAGCGAGCAAGGUCGAGAGAAUUUGAGCGAGAAAAAGAGGCGGCCAAUAAACGGAGAGCUCGGCCGAAGCAGCAGCAGCAGCAGCACGCACGUUUCGGCUAAAACCUCGUAUUCCGCUUGUCGCCGCUGUUCUCGUCGUGGUGCUUGUUGCCGAGCUGGACGCAAGGGCAGAAGAAGCAGGGACGGUGCUUGCUCUCUUAGAAAUUCCCAAGCGAUGAUCCGUGAACUUGGAAUGUAGACGGAAGGGCGGAAAAGCGGAUCUGCCCCUCGCAGGAUCGAAGGAAGGGCUUUUCUUCCACCUCCGCUAUCAUCUUCGCCGUUACCUCACCUUUAAAUACCUGAGAUCUCCACAUCUAGACUUGGACAUUGCGAGGACACGAUGUCAAGAAACCGAAGUUCCUUGAGCAAGUUCGAGGCCCUGAUGGUGCUAAGUUUAACGGUACUCGUUCAACUGGACGUCUGUUGGUGCACGCCGUCUCACAGAAGCAGACAUCACGCGGACAUGUCCUACGAGGACACGAAGAGUUUCCGAAGCAGCGAGGAGCUGCCUAGACCAGCCGCCCUCAAUUCGAACGACGAUCCGCUGGUAGUGCAAACCAGAAAGGGCAAGGUCAAGGGUAAGACCAUGACUGCCACCACGGGAAAGGAGGUCGACGCCUGGUUCGGGAUCCCUUACGCGCAGAAACCUCUCGGAGCUCUGAGGUUCCGGCAUCCGAGACCUGCGGAACGUUGGUCAGGAACUCUAAACGCAACUACGCUACCGAAUAGCUGCGUGCAGAUUUUGGACACGGUGUUCGGCGACUUCGCAGGUGCGACUAUGUGGAAUCCGAACACACCGUUGAGCGAGGACUGUCUUUACGUGAACGUGGUCGCGCCACGGCCUAGGCCUACCAAUGCCGCUGUUAUGGUAUGGAUAUUCGGUGGUGGCUUUUACUCCGGAUCGGCGACCCUCGACGUUUACGAUCACAAAACCCUGGUGUCCGAGGAGAACGUGAUUCUAGUCUCGAUGCAGUAUCGAGUCGCCAGCCUGGGUUUCCUGUACUUCGGAACGUCGGAUGUUCCUGGGAACGCCGGUCUGUUUGAUCAGAUGAUGGCCCUUCAGUGGGUCCGCGACAAUAUCGCUGCCUUUGGCGGAAAUCCUGACAACGUGACCCUGUUCGGAGAGAGCGCGGGCGCCGUUUCCGUUUCUAUGCACCUCCUUUCGCCUCUAUCAAGGCAUCUCUUCAGUCAAGCCAUCAUGCAGUCUGGCUCUCCGACAGCACCUUGGGCCAUCAUCUCGCGCGAGGAGUCGAUCAUGCGCGGCAUUCGAUUGGCAGAAGCUGUCGGUUGUCCUCACGAUCGCGACAACUUGCAAGAAGUGAUCGAUUGUCUGCUGAUUAAGGAUCCGAUCGAAUUGGUGAAGAACGAAUGGGGCACCCUGGGCAUCUGCGAGUUUCCGUUCGUCCCCGUGAUUGACGGCGCCUUUCUCGAUGAAACGCCACAACGCUCGUUGGCCACCUCGUCCUUCAAAAAGGCCAACAUCAUGAUGGGCUCGAACACCGAGGAAGGUUUCUACUUUAUUAUUUACUAUCUCACCGAGCUGUUUCGCAUCGAUAUGGCCGAGGAUGUAAAAGUCAGCAGGGAACAGUUCGUUAGCGCCGUUACCGAAUUAAAUCCGUACGUCAAUCAGUUUGGAAGGCACGCCAUUAUCUACGAGUACACGGACUGGCUACGCCCGGACGACCCUCACAUGAAUCGCGACGCCCUGGAUAAAAUCGUCGGCGACUAUCAAUUCACUUGCAACGUGAACGAAUUUGCUGGCCGUUACGCCGAUACGGGAAACACCGUUUACAUGUAUUAUUACAAACACAGAUCGGCGAACAACCCAUGGCCAAGAUGGACCGGUGUGAUGCACGCCGACGAAAUCAGCUACAUCUUUGGCGAGCCGUUGGAUUCUUCGAAAGGAUACAUGCCCGAGGAGAUAAAUUUGUCCAAGAGAAUGAUGAGAUAUUGGGCGAACUUUGCAAAAACAGGGGAUCCGAACGUCGGAGACGUCGAGUCAUGGACGCAGACCUAUUGGCCGCCGCACACUGCCGCCAAGAAGGAAUACCUGACGUUGGAUACCAACAGUUCCGAAAUCGGAAACGGACCUAGAGCGAGGCAGUGCACUUUUUGGAAGAAAUACCUUCCGCAACUCCUCGCCGCUACUUCGAAACUGGAACUUAGUCAGAAGAUGGCAUGUAGCGGCACGAGAAUAACCGACGGAGGACAUCUGUUCCUGAUGUUGAGCCUGCUGCUAAUCGGUACUCUGUUCAGUCAUAGGAUCGCGAUUCAGUCGAAUGCGAACAGUGUGCCGGAGAUGAUGGACCCCAGGGGCCUCGUCUAGCUUCCGCAGUUAGCUCUUUGGAUCGUUCUCGAUCGUGCGGGAAGAGGCCAAUGGAACGCGAAUACGGACCAGCGAAACGAUCGACGACCUUCUAAAGCGUGUAAACGAAUCAAUGGCAUCGUUCGUUGAUAUCUCGAGGCGAUUCGAAGCGAGACAGACACAUAUCAAUGCAGCGGAGGGCGCUCGAUCGACCCAUUUAUACACGAUCGUCUUGUCACCGGUUCGCUAGUGAGAAAGAUCUUGUAGAUCGAGAGACAAAUCUACGUCGUCCCUUAGAGGAGGGGACGCGGCAGAAACUGUACGCUAGACAAAGGACUCGAAGAUUUCCUUGAAUCGACGUAAUCGAUCACCAAAGAGUGUCGUUUUAUCGUUCUCCAAUUUUAGUCGUUCCUCUAUUCUCAGUGUUUCGAGAGCGCGAUAGACAAAGUCCUCGCGAAUCGAGAACGUGACCGUGGUUGAUAUCGUUGGCGGAGUCGCAAUACACGAAGAAAAUAGUAAUCGUAAAGAUAUAACGUACACGGCGAAUCGAAAUUUACUACGCGUACCGCACGUUUCCAGGUACGGGACACGCGACGCGUGACACGCUCUCGAUCGAACAAGACGCUCCUAGUUGUAAGAACGACGCCAACAUCCUAAAACCAUCAAUUGGUCCCUCGUAAAUCGUCUGACCUACUCCGACAGCGACUACUCACGCGACCAAUGUAAAAACACGCUCGUACCGCGCUUUAUUCCGCGUUUGCAAUUUCGCUCGGGUAUCGCAAAUUGUAGUUGGUUCUUGAAACUAAGAAUUUCCAUGGGGAUCAACGGGCAACGAGUACAACGUAACGCGCGACUAAUUUGAUCGACCCGUUGCACCUGAGAGGAAAAAAAAUACGCUAGAAAAUAGAAUUUGAUGGCGGCCAGACAGCGUACACGCUCUUCCCGUACGUUCUAGCUUUUGAUUAACGCCGCGGCAAUAUAGGUCACUGCAUCGGUGCUUUUAUUUUACAAGCGGGAUCACCGCCGUGGAUCUGCACGUUAUCGCGAAACGCACUCGGCCCCUAGAUAUUUAAUCUACCCGCGACAGGAUAAUCCGCGCGCUAUUCGCUGAAAAAUGUCAUCGCACAAACGAUCGUUAUCCUUUAGCUCGGCGAACUUUGUGCGAUCGUCGAACGAUCGCAUUCGCGCUGAAGAAAAUUUGUAGAAAAAUUGUCGCAAAGUGCACGCGCGAUCCGAUGUCCGUGGAUUUUCCGAAAGGCUAGAAACGUUCUGUGGACCGUCGGUCGAUGCAUUCGCCAGGCUUUCGUUUCGGGGGCACGACUUCCUUUUAAUCUUGCCGUUAUUGCUGCUGCAACUGUCUACCAACAGGUACGGUAAUGCGAGCCGCAAUUCGAUCUAUAUACUCUGCGGCCGCUUAUACGUGCGCAUGUUUGUAAUGCGGUGCAACUACUGCAGAGUCGAUUGCAUUCGUAGAAAUUGCGGAGAUUUAAACGCCGUGGGUCCGACCAACAGCUCGGCCAUGCUGGAACAUCCGUCCGAUAUUAUCGUAGCGAUCGCCGCGAAUAAAUCUCCUCCUCGUUCCGUUCGUCGCGCGACGCCACUCCAGACGCGAUCGUUCCCACAAAUAGAGACGUAGAAACCACAGACGUAUAUCUCUGUUUUUAUUUGCACUCGAUUUAUUUGGAAAAAGAAAAACGGAUUGGCCGAUUCGGUGAUGGAAAGUACAAUAGAUUUUCGCGCAAGGCACGUACACGUCGAUACGUUGCAUCGACGGCAAAUUGACAGAAAUCAUGACGGUCUUCUGCAUCGAGUCCCGACAGAAUUGCAAAUUGCAUUCGGUUCAACGCGACUGAUUUAUCAGCGGUAAACUGAUCGACAUUGACUACGUGGAUGGAAUGCUCGAUCGAUGGUCCGUUCGUGGUACAAGAGAAACGGAUGGUCGGCGUGACGGAUUUGUUCCAAGGACGGUUGUUUGCAAUUUCAAAAUUAUCAGUUAAUGGCAUCGCUAAGAUGAUAGGAGAAAGAAGGCGAAACGUUGUUUCUUCGCCAACGAUUCUAAACUGCCGAACCGUUCUUCGUUGUUCUCCGGAUAAGAUCUAUCGUUCGUACGAACGCUC
This is a messenger RNA of Bombus pascuorum, 4931 nucleotides long. RefSeq names its product acetylcholinesterase-like. Gene Ontology annotation, cellular component: plasma membrane. Gene Ontology annotation, molecular function: acetylcholinesterase activity. Bases 850 to 2835 code for a protein of 661 amino acids. NCBI's taxonomy places the organism in Eukaryota, Metazoa, Arthropoda, Insecta, Hymenoptera, Apidae. The record is from RefSeq and is a predicted model, not a curated record. Gene Ontology annotation, biological process: choline metabolic process; acetylcholine catabolic process. The transcript has 9 exons.